AUGCACACCAACUUCGUGAUUGAGCCAGGCUCUGAGUACUGCCGCAAGGACGUUGAGCCUCAAAUGGACUACCACGAAGAGGAGGAGCUGAGGCAGGCUUACGAGAAGCCGGAGAAUGCCGACCUUGUUGGAACAAAGCUUCCUCGGCAUGUGCUACAGCAGCUCCACCGAGUCGAUCCAGAGAAAAUCAACUUCGAGCUCGUGGCCCAGGUGGUGCGCCACAUCCACACCCAGGUGGAUCCUUGCAAAGAAGGAAAAUC
This is a messenger RNA of Symbiodinium necroappetens, 260 nucleotides long. The record is from the annotation of a GenBank genome assembly. NCBI's taxonomy places the organism in Eukaryota, Dinophyceae, Suessiales, Symbiodiniaceae.